AUGUCAAGUACACAUUCACCUUCAAAUGAUUUAGAAGAUAAAGCUGGUAUACAAACAAAUAUCAUUUCUAAAGAAGAAGUUCAAGAAAAAGGUUAUAAAAUUGUUAGAUCUAAAGAUGCAGAUGCUACUUUAAAAUUUCAAGAACAAUAUGAUUCCACUGUACCAGAAAUAACACCUGAACAAGAAGCUAAAUUAUCUAGAAAAGUUACAUGGAUAAUCAUGUCAUUGGUUUGUUUAGCAAAUUUAUUAUUAUAUAUGGACAAAGCUACCCUUUCAUAUGCUUCAAUUUUUGAAUUUUGGGAUGAUACUGGAUUAGAUCAAGAUAAAUAUAACAAUGUUAAUACAAUUUUUUAUGUUGGUUAUAUUGCAGGUCAAUUACCAGGGAAUUAUUUAUUAGCAAAAUUACCAGUUGGUAGAUUUUUAUUCAUUUUAACUUCUUUGUGGACAAUUAUUAUCUUCUUACAUUGUGCUGCUUUUAAUUAUGCUGGUGUUAUUGUAUUAAGAUUCUUCUUGGGAUUUGUUGAAAGUGUUGUUUUAACUUUAUUAAACAUUACAAUGGGUCAAUUUUUAACUGCAAAGGAAAAAGCUGCUACUGCACCAAUUUUUUAUUCAACUUGUCUUGGUGUUACAAUUCCAACUGGGUUUAUUGCUUAUGGUGUUCUUUUUGCAAAAUCUUCAAUUCAUGCAUGGAGAAUUUUUAUGAUUAUCAUUGGUGGAUUAACAUUCUUAUUAACAGUUUUAGUUUUCUUAAUUUAUCCAAAUAAUCCAUCAACUGCAAAAUUUUUAUCAAUUGAAGAAAGAAUUUGGGUUAUUAGAAGAGUUCAAUCCACCACAGGUGCAUCAAUUGAACAAAAAACUUUUAAAAAAUAUCAAUUCAUUGAAGCUUUAAAAGAUCCAAUCACUUGGUUAUUUGCAAGUUUUAUCUUUUUACAACAAUUGGCAAAUAAUUUACCAUAUCAACAAAAUUUAUUAUUUAAAGGUAUGGGUGGUAUUUCAAAUUUAAAUUCAACAUUGGUUAGUGUUGCAUCAGGUGGGUUUGCAGUUAUCUGUUGUUUAAUUGCAAGUUUUUUCCUAUAUCGUUUUGCUAAUAUAACUGCAUAUUCAGUUGUAUUUUGGUCAUUACCUUCAUUUGUUGGUAGUAUAGUUGCAGCUGCUUUACCAUGGUCUAAUAAAGUUGGUUUAUUAGCUGCAUUAUCAUUAGCUUCCCCAGUUUUUGGUAUCCCAUGGAUUUGUAUGUUUUCAUGGAAUAGUACAUCAUGUUCAGGUCAUACUAAAAAAAUCACAAGAAAUGCAGUUAUAAUGUUUUGGUAUUGUAUUGCAAAUAUUAUUUCUCCACAAUUAUGGACUGAAUCAUCAGGACCAAGAUAUUAUCCAGCUUGGGCUGUUCAGAUUGUUCUAUCAUUCUUCACAGCACCUUUAUUAGCAUUGGUUAUUCGUUUUAUCUUGAAUAAACGUAAUCAAGAAAGAUUAAGUAAUUUAAGUGAAAACCAAAAAGUUGGUGUUGUUGAAGAUAGUGAUGUUGAAUUUGUUGUUAAUGUUGCGUCUUUGGAUUUGACAGAUUUGGAAAACAAGGCAUUUAUCUAUCCUUUAUGA
Hansenula ciferrii is the source of this 1593-nucleotide messenger RNA. It is a transcript of the gene YCT1, whose product is annotated as Yct1p. Lineage: Eukaryota; Fungi; Ascomycota; Saccharomycetes; Phaffomycetales; Wickerhamomycetaceae. The transcript has a single exon. The record is from RefSeq and is a predicted model, not a curated record. Bases 1 to 1593 code for a protein of 530 amino acids. Gene Ontology annotation, cellular component: membrane. Gene Ontology annotation, biological process: L-cysteine transport; transmembrane transport. Gene Ontology annotation, molecular function: L-cysteine transmembrane transporter activity.